Molecule: messenger RNA, 8249 nt
Organism: Silurus meridionalis
Lineage: Eukaryota; Metazoa; Chordata; Actinopteri; Siluriformes; Siluridae
Product: mitogen-activated protein kinase kinase kinase 11
Exons: 10
Coding region: 996-4010 (1004 amino acids)
Biological process (GO): positive regulation of apoptotic process; microtubule-based process; protein phosphorylation
Cellular component (GO): centrosome
Molecular function (GO): protein binding; ATP binding; JUN kinase kinase kinase activity
Source: RefSeq, a predicted model, not a curated record
UGGUGUGAGAACAUUAGAGGGGGGUUCAGAAAGUGCAAGACUGAAAGGUCGGUUUGUUCGCGUGUAACAUAAAAAAAGAGGAGAAAUGUGUUGAAUAUCUGGAUUGCAUCUCGUACCAGAGCUUUUUGUUUGGUGUUACGGUAAUUUAGGGUCGUGUUGGAGAGUUGGCAGGGCACUUCCGGUUUCAAAACUCCAAAGUCAAGAAGGAGAAGAAGAAAAAGACAAACCGGAGAAGCGCAGAUGUUGUGUAGGACUUUAAUGAAGGUCCUGCUGCAUGUUUGGAUUUUUGGAGACUGAAUCUGGAGAAGGUGAAACGCUUUUCCUUGGGGGUUUUGUGUGUGUGUGUGUGUGUGUGUGUGUGUGUGUGUGUGUGUGUGAGAAUGUGCAUGUGAGUUUGGCUUUUUUGGUGCGUUUUCCUGCCAUUCUUCUCUGCGCUUCCUGCUCGGACUGACCGCGAGCACCAGGAGACUAAAAAUACCCAGCAUGCUCGGAGACAUGGGCUUUAUUUCUCAGAGACUCAAAAUUUCAAUGAUUGUUCAGACAUAUAUGAUGAUCUAGUGGGCGGAGUUUGUCUUUUGAGUCUUAAAGAUCAGAUCCAACAAGUUGCACAGGUUUGAAAAAAAAAAAAAUAGACUUCAAUUAAUCCAGUAAGUUCAGUCCAUUUCCGGUUCAUCAGAUGAUUGGAUUGUUCCUGCUGUUUGAGAAGAUCUUCAGGUUUUAAUGGAGAGCUCAGGGUGUGCGCUCUCAUCCUCCACCCUCUGCAUCUUCAUGGAGACCCGAGCGCUCCAUGAGUGCUGGUGCUGUGCACCUUUGGAUGGUUAGUGCGCUUUGGAGAGAAGAGCAAGAAAGAGUGCAUCAGUGCCUCUCCAUGAUCCUCACGUACAGCUUAGGAACGGGAGAGAGGAGCCGGAGAGCGUGUACAUUUGGAUCGUUUUUCAGUCGUUUGGAUCCGGGCGUCAAAAGGAAUACAAGGAAGAGAAGGAAGAAGAAGCGCCAUGGAGCCUCUGAAGAACAUGUUCACGCGUGGCACGCUGUCCCAUUGGAAAAGCUUGGAGCAAUCCCAGAAAGGGAACUUCACCAACCCGGUGUGGACAGCCCUGUUCGAUUAUGAAGCGUCCGGCAAGGACGAGCUCACCCUGCGCAAGGGGGACGUGGUGGAAGUUCUGUCUUUGGAUUCGGAAAUUUCCGGGGACGAAGGCUGGUGGGCUGGGAAGGUCAACAACAAGGUGGGAAUCUUUCCCUCCAAUUACGUUUCGCUCAAACCCAGCGGAUACGGGAAGAUCCCGGGGCCGGGUGUAGAGGGUGAGCUCGGGCCUGCCGUGGAGCUGCAGUUCGAGCCCGAGGUCCUGGAUUUUCGGGAGCUCAGCUUGCAAGAGGUGAUCGGGGUCGGCGGGUUUGGGAAGGUCUACCGCGGGAUAUGGAGAGGGGAACUGGUGGCGGUGAAGGCGGCGCGCCAGGACCCGGACGAGGACAUCAGUGUGACGGCGCAGAACGUACGCAACGAGGCACGCCUGUUCGCCAUGCUCACGCACCUCAACAUCAUCGCGCUCAAAGGGGUGUGCCUGAAGGAGCCAAACCUGUGCUUGAUCAUGGAGUACGCGUCCGGUGGACCUCUGAGCCGCGCGCUGGCCGGGAGGCGCAUCGCACCGCACAUCCUGGUCAACUGGGCCGUGCAGAUCGCCAGAGGGAUGCAGUACCUUCACAGCGAGGCGAUAGUCACGGUCAUUCACAGAGACCUCAAGUCGAAUAAUAUCCUCCUGGCCCAGCCGAUAGAGCAGAAGAUGGAAGGAAACACUCUGAAGAUCACGGAUUUCGGCUUGGCACGAGAGUGGCAAAAGACCACCAAGAUGAGCACGGCGGGGACCUACGCCUGGAUGGCACCCGAGGUCAUCAAAUCCUCCACCUUCUCCAAGGGUAGCGACGUAUGGAGUUACGGAGUUUUAUUGUGGGAGUUACUCACAGGCGAGGCUCCUUACAGAGGGAUUGAUGGUCUGGCUGUAGCCUAUGGAGUGGCAGUAAAUAAACUGACUCUACCCAUUCCCUCCACCUGCCCCGAACCUUUCGCCCAACUCAUGUCAGGGUGUUGGGAUCAGGACCCCCAUCACAGGCCGAGUUUUGCCUCCAUCUUGGCUCAGCUGUGUGCUUUAGAGCAGCAGGUAAUGGAAGAGAUGCCCCAGGACUCCUUCCACUCUCUGCAGGACGACUGGAGACUAGAGAUCCAGGGCAUGUUCGACGAGCUACGUGCUAAGGAAAAGGAGCUGCGUUGUCGUGAAGAAGAGCUGAAGCGUGCUGCCCUGGAGCAGAAGUCUCACGAGGAGUUUCUGCGUCUACGAGAGGAGCAGUUGGCCCAGUGGGAGCAGGAUGUGUUUGAGAGGGAACUCUCGCUUCUCAUUCUCCACCUAAACCAAAACCAGGAGAAACCCAACGUCAAGAAGCGCAAAGGAACCUUCAAGAAGCACAAGCUCAAAUCUAAGAACGGGGAGAAGAUCAGUAUGCCACAAGAUUUCAUCCAUAAAAUCACAGUGCAGGCUUCUCCUGGGUUGGAGAAGAGACGUAAUUCUCCAGAUUUGGGUUCUCCUUCCAUUGGGCCACGUUUCCGGGCCAUCCAACUGAGCCCCAGUGAAAGUAAGUGGAGCUCGGGAUGGCCGCUGGAAACUCUUCCGCUGAAGGCUAACGGUGAGAGAAGACUUGCCCCACACUGGAGUCCCCAAAGCCCCAAAAGCCCAAAGAGCCCCAAAGUGCAGCGCCUGAGUCCACAGGAGAGCGGGCUGUCAAUGAGAGCUCGGCUAUUGGCCAGCAAUGAGAACGGAGACUCCAAAGAUGACUUUGAGGAAUACAGACCCACAACGCCUGAACCAACUCAAAAUGGCUCUAUCUCUGUUAAGGAACCUUCCUGGACAGCUCUUCCCGAAGAGGAUUUCGGAAGUGAAGAGGGAUGCUUGUCCCCUUGUAGUUCACCAAACCUAGACUGUCGCUCCAGUGUUCCCCCUCAUACUAAAGUCACUCACCGUGCCUUGCUUAGUGGCGCUGCUCUUCUCGCUUCUGUGGCUCUGGGACGCUAUCUGGAACCUCAGCACCCACCCACACCCCCUCCACGAACUACCUAUAGAACUAAUGUUCCUGCUCUGAUUGUGGUGGACUUACCCACAGAUCCCACUUUGGUUGGGGACCUCAUUACCUUUAGCACGGACUCUCUCCCACAAGAGCUUCUCGACACGCCACUGAAGCCCCCGGAGAAUAAGCCGUUACCACUGACCCCACCUCCUCCAAACCCCAGAGAGAGAGACAGGUCCAGCCGAAAGACUGUCCAGCAUGGCGCUGCAGAGUGGAUCGCUAAUGGAGAGACCGAGAACGAGAGUAUGGACCAGACCGAAGAGAGAAAAAGAUGUAGUCGUGCCUCACAACUUGUGUUGGAUCUACCGUUGUGUCAAGAUACUAUGGAAGCAGAUGAGAAAUCCCCUGUCCCGUUUGCUCUUUACGCCGAUCCUUGUCUUUGGAGCCCUAAAACGGAUCCCUUCAAGGUAAACAUCAUUUCGCGACCUCGGCCGUCUCCGAACCGACCCCGGAUAGAUCCCUGGAGCUUCAUUUCAGCUGGCGUGAUAGAAAAAUGCAGCUCUCGGCAUGCCAUUUCAACUAGCAGCCCCACAAGUCCACGAUUGGGGUACAGACCAUCGCCUACCAACCCCUUCACGAAUUGUGACCCUUUCCCUCCUCCUGACUGUGAUCCCUUCAGUCUCAAGGCUGACCCAUCGUUAAACUCUGAUCGUCCCUCACCAUUUGAUCCCUUCUCUGCUCCUUUUCCUAUUUCCCGCUCUGCACCAUGUUCCACCAACGGGAGCCCCAACCUCUCUCUCAGGGUUGCCCCACUGAACCCUGCUGACUCCCCCUUCAUAGACCUGGGUUGGGUCAACAAGCCUGUAGGUGUUGCCAAAGAGAAAGUUUUCCCCAGAAAGACUCUGGGUCUUAGUCCCUUUAAGUCGCAAGCUAAACAGAGAGACGACAUAUUUUGAGCUUCUAAUACUAUAAAAUAAUUAUAGAGCUUCUACAACUUUACCAGUUUGGAUUCACAAAUAUUUGCUCCCAAUAUUUGGUGCUUUGGAUUUAUUCCCUCUAAAAAGCUUCAUGUGUUGGAUUGUAAGUUUUGCCUUUGCAAACAAAGGAAGCACACGCUAUUUAAAAUUUUAUGAUGCGGCUUAUUAUCUUCAAAACAUCAUCAAACAACAUUCCAGAUUCUUUCAGACUUGGUGCAUUUUUCCAUCUAAAAUUGUGACCUAUGCAUUGAAUUACUUUAAGUGCCUUUUACUGUUGGUUAGUUCCGUGUCUUUUAGUUACACCAUGGCUAAAACAACAGCAUAAUGACUUUGGUUUUGUCAUCAACCAUGUAAGCACUUUCGGAUGAUCCAAUUCUGCUUCCCUCUAUAAGACUCAAACUGGACAGUAUCUAAAAUUCUCUUUUCCAUGUUCUAGUUUAGUCUCAAACUAGUCUAGUCUGAUAGCUGCAGCAGGAAGAUGAGAACCAGACAGAAUUUCAUAUAAAUACCAAAGAAUUGAGAGAAAAACAAGCUCAGGCCCACACCUGUGAUUUUGCUAGCAGUUAGUGACAAGUUAAUUCCAUCGAAAUUGACCAGUCACCCUUUAGCAAACAAUUUUCUAAAGAAAAGUUAACAGACCUUGAACUGUGUACAAUCUUGAUUGCCCAAUUUUCAUACAUUAGUAGUGCUUGAGGGAUUGUUAUGGCUCAUCCGCACUUUAGACAAAAUAUUCACAGAAAAGACAUGGUUCACUAAUUGAAGAAAAAAAUCCGUGGCUAAUAGAGUGGCUCGACUUCGGCACAUGCCACCACAGCAUGGUUUUUCAUUACAACUGAACCGCUAGAUGGUUUUUGUUUAAUUAAAGCGACACGAGAUCAAUGAAAAAUAUUACAAAAAACAAAGCUCACUGUAUAUUGGCCUGAUCUGCAAUGAACUUCUUGAUUCGAACCACAAAAGAUGUUGCCCCAAAUUUUUUAUUAUUUUUUAAAACUACUGAUAGUGUGUAGCAAUGAAUUAGGCAGACAUCUGCCACCCUAGUGUAUAAUGUGCAUUUACUGUAGUUAAAAUAAAAACCGGUUAUAAUCUUUUCUUCAGAAUGUCUAUGCAAGCCCAGCAUGACAGGGUUUAACUUGAACCAGCUCUUCAACCUAUGACACAUACAGUGACCUUUACCACAUAUCAGUGUUUCUAAUGACUAUUACAAACAUCUUCUAUACACCUCAGAUUCAUUAAUUUGCUAUGUGCAUAUGCAUCAAUUCAAGAAAAGGAGUUGCAACACCUUUAACUGAGUUUGGAAAAAAACACCAAUGAAUCCCUGAAGGCUUUUACUGCUGUAAAAAAAAAACAAAAAACACCACAUUGAACAAAAAUCGUAUCCGUACAGAAGUCACAGUCAGUGUUAACUUACAGUCACAGCUGCUUGCUUUCAAAGGCUACAUAGUCUUUUUAUUUUAUUUUAUUUUUUUUCUUUUAUAGAGUAUUUUUACAUUUGCAUGAACCCAAGUUUGAAUGCGUCUUUAGUUUUGCAAUGGAGCUGUGAUCCUGAUGUAACAAAAUUUUCAUGGAUUGCUGCCUCACCCAAAAUCUUUCCAUGAAUACAUAUGCUUGUAUAACAAUACGUGGGACAGUACUUAUAGUUAGUUUUUUAAAGAAGGAAUUUAGGGGGGGGGCAGCAAAGCCUAGGAAAAAAAUGAACAAAAUGACAGCUAUAUUAAAAUAAGAGCCUGUUGUGUAUAAAAUAUUGUAAAAAGGGUAUUAUCUCUCAAAACCAAGUCUAACACUGAACUAAAUGAUUCUAGAGUCAACAAAGUAAGCAAACCUUGGACACCAAACAAACGUUAAUGGUCCAGUAUCGAAAUUUCCAAAAAGCUAAACUUCACCCUGAAAAUGUCCCAAAAAAAGUUUACAGUUUGAGAAAGUUGAGAUUUUUUUGAACACUUAAAAAUCUUUCUACAGAGCCUUUAAAAUCUAAAGAUCCUUCAGAUCUUUUUCUUUUGUAGUAAUUUUACUCUUAGAAUCACACUUUUUUAUAUUACACCUCUGAAAUAUCGAGUUUUAGCACAUACUCUCAAUGACAAUCAGAUCAACAAGGCUUUUUUGAGGUGAUUAGCUAUCAUGCUAGCUCAGGCGGUCAGCGCUAAUCACUGCCUUGGAAGCUCCUGUUUUAUCAAAGUGUAGCUGCUGAUGUUAAAGUUCAAAUACUGAAAUAGAGACAAAGUUUGUUAACUUUGAUUACUGAUGAGAUAAUCAAAAGUUAGCAUUAGAAAUUCUUGAAUGAAUCUAUUUUGUCGGAUCCUUUUGAAAUAUUUGCUAUAGGCUAUAUGCGUGUCAGUCCGGUAAAAGCCGUGAGGUUCUGCUGUGGCCGGGUUCCUUUAUUUCCAUAAGAAACCAAACCAAUGUGAAAUGAUUUACUUUUUAUUCUUUCCUCAGCAAAUAGGUUGUGAAAGUAGCCAUGAUAAAUCUGCCUGAUGGCGUUUAAAACUUAGCUAGCUGAUUGUUUUCCUCACACAGUGACGGUCCGGCUUUGUUCAAGUUGUUUGAUAGCAAUGGAGCAGAUCGAUGCAGGUUAUGAUUACCUACUGACUGUAAAAAAAAAAAAAAAAAACAUGACUUUUCUCAAUUUCCCUCUUCACUUUUGGGAUGUAACCAUAUUUUAAAAUGGUUGAUACUUGGAUACAUGCUAAAAAAAGAGCCUGUAUAUAGUUUUCUCAGGUCACCAAACAAUAUAAUAUACAGAGCUGAAAUUACAUCACAUUCAUUGAUUAGAAUGAAUGUAAUAAAAAAUAAAGAACUACUCAGACACCAGCGUUAUCUCCAGUCACCAGAUCCUUUAGCCUUGAUAUCAGUGCGCUCUAAAACGUUAGUAUGAAUCGUUUUGCACAUGUUUUUCCAAAGUCAACAUCUGCUGCGCUCAUUUUAGUAAUAAUGUUUAAUUUCACAAGUUGAUCAUCCAGGCCUGGGACUCCGUUUUUAAAUGGCUGCUCCUGAAUGCUAGUCAGGACGUCUAGGUCACACCGAACAGCUGCGCAGGCACCCGAAAGCCCAGCGGCCAUUUAUCAUAACCGUCAUACGGGCCAUCAUUAGAGAGUUCUCAUUUGUCAGCGCCACCUUGUCCCUCUUUAUCGAAUUUUUUUCCCCUCUCAGUUUGACAGUGGUGGAUUUAAUCUCUAUGAUAUGUAGACACAGGUUUCACUGUACAAGCAUCCUUUCUUGUGCCAAAGAAACUUUGUAAACUGCUUCUAAGCCAUUUAGGUUUUUAGGAUUGGUCUUGGGGUAUCGUUAUAAACGCCACAAUUAGCAAUGGGAAUAACAUCAUUAGACUAAUUGUGUUUGUUUGUCUGUGCUUACGCUUUGUGCUUAUGCCGUUCCAUCUGCUUCCUCGGUAAAUAGGCAAAAGUAUUUUGUGCUAAGCACAAUCAGUUUCGACAGAGUAACUAGUACUGUGCAUAACUCCCCUGUGAGAAAGACUUAUUUUUUUUUAAAGAGAGAAAAUUAUAUUUAUUAAGGCCUUUUAGACACUGGAUUAAAGAUAUUUUAAUGGGCCAGAGACAUAGUCCUCAUCAGGAUGCUUUGUGUAUUUUGCCUUACAUCACUGGAGAAAGUGUAUGGGUGCUGCAUAGGGACAAAUCAUUCAACAAACUCAUAUUUAACAAACAUCGUUAAUCCAUUGGAUGAAGACCUUCAGUCCAUUGUUGGUAAAUGAAUCGGAAGAAGCAAAAGAAGAAGAAUAAAAAUAAAUCCACACUUCAAAUGGACACAAGUACACUUGGGAUGUUUGCUCUUCUUUUUUGACAAAAUUGUUUGCUUUUGUUUAAUUCGUUCCAUUUUUACUUUGUUACGAUAUUCCAUUUUGUGGUGCCUGAUAAUUUUUUUUUUUUACAUUUUUUUUUUAAAGGUUCUCUUUCCUACCUAUUACAUAUUUGUUAAAUUUUCACUGGGCUUUGUGAAUUUGCUUUUGUGUGUGUGUGAGGCGUGAGUGUGCGCGAGUGUGAGACAUGCAAAAUGACAUACUGGGCUGGGCCUAAUCAUUCUAUGACUUUGUGUUUCAGAGAGUCUAUGUUUUUAUCUACAAAUGUGCUCAAAUGUGUUUUGCCUCUUGUAAUGUUUUAACCUGUGGAGAAAAAAAAAUGUUUGGAAGAACGUAAAAGAGACCAAAUAAAAUUUAACACAACUUUAAAAAUGCUUUGCUGUACAGAAUGAACUGAGGCAUGUAAUUAA